AAUGAAUUUCAAAAUGGCCGCCAUUACGGUUUAGUGAAUGUUUUUCAAUUUGAAGAGGCAAUUUUGAGGUCUGCAAACGCAAUGAUAUUCAUUCAAAUUGUGAAGAAAUAGUGAGAAAAGUGCUGGAGAUUGUGGAGAAGCAUCAAGAACGGCAAUUCUUCCGUGUCUACUGUGAAAUUUUCAUCAAAGUGAUCAAAGAACAUUUCUUCUGUUAUUUUGCAGAAUAUUUGAAAUUCUUGCAAAUUCUCGAAGGAGUUUCGUGGUGUUGAGAGGAUGUUCUUAGAGGCAAUGGAUUUAGUAGUUUUAGCAGCAAAAGAAGAACUAUUUUAUGCAAAUUGUGAACAAAAGACAUAGAAAAGAAGAGAGAGAAAGAGAAAAGUAGUGGAUUAGUUAGUGGACUCUGUAGAGGUGAGAUUUACCUCCCUCAAAAGGAGAUUCAGUAAUUAGAAUUUCUUUGUUGUGUUCUCUGUGUUUUAACGUGAGAGUAUUUAACAACAAAAAGAAGAAAAAAAAGGAAAGGAAAGGAGAAGAUAAAGAUAAACGAGAGAGGAGAAAGGAGGAGGUUUUUUUUUGGGGUUUCUUUAAUAUUUGUGGAGUUUAUGAGGAAUUCAGCAAUCGUGGCGCAAAAGGAUUGAAUUCCGUGUGUGUGUGUGAAGAGGGAAAAAAAAGAAUCAAAUAAAGAUCAUCAAAAAAGAAGGCAAUGUCAGCCACACUUCAUAUUCCAUCAUCUGGGGGUGGAAUUGUUGUUGAUAGUGGUCAAGGUGGUGGUGGUGGAGCUGCUGCUGUUGCUGCCGGUGAUGGGUAUCAUCAGCAAGGACAGGCAGGAGAUGCUGGAACAGUACCGGAUGCCACUCAGGAGGUUGGAGCUGUGGUUAGUGCUGGAAAUGGGUCAAAUCUCACGGGGAGUGUUAUAAAUUUGGCAACAAAUGAAAUUAUAGCAGCUCCACAGAUAAUAAAACUCGUUAGUUCCGAUGAUGGUGGGGAGCAUCAUCAAAUGGCUGUUGGACAGGAGAUUUCGGGGACAAUUCGUGGGAUGAGUAGUGCUGUGACAACAUCACAGGGGCAGGUGAUUAAUAAUAGUCAGAGUAGCGGCUCGAAGGUGCAUGUUAUAAGCAAUGUGACGCUCGUGUCGAAAGCUCCGGUGGCAACGCAACAAACCAUCAAUUUUGUCAAUACAACGAGCAAUAAAACUCUCAAUUCCAGUGCAAAUAGUGGGGGUGGCUACAUUAAUGCAUUUGUCUCCAAAACAAUUCCACAAAGUGGGAAAAUUGUUAAUCUCGUGAAUCCCAUUAAGGGUACGGCGGGAGGUCAAAUGAUCCCAAAAUCAACGCCAAAUGUUCAAAAAGUCUCCGUGCCACGCAAUGUGCAGGUUCUCACGCGUGUACAGACACUCACGCAUGCCACCCUCGGGGGGAAUAUUAUAAUGUCACGUCUCACGCAACCGCAGCAAUUUCAGCAAGCCACGAAGCAGGCUGCAGUGAAGGCUGCUGCUACAACGGUGGCGUACAAUAGCAGUGGGGGUGGCAUGGGGAAAGCCCCAAAGAUUGUUAGUGGGACAACACAGCAGAUUUUUCAGCCGGGAAUGAAAAUUUACACAGCAGGUAGUGUUGCGGGGCACAAAUUGGCACAAAGUGUGAAGACAGUGACAAAAGCAACUCCCCUGAAGGCAGCCCCGCAGCCCGUACAGAUGAAUAAGAUGAUGAAGCAGGUAUUUACGACAAAUUCACCAGCUCCCAAUCUUGCAUCGCUCACGCAGCAGUAUCCAACGACAAAUAUACCAAAAUCACCGGGAAUUCAAAUUCAAUCAACCCCCAAUUCGGGUGUUCCCGUGAAGUUUAGCAGCUUAGCGCCUGGGCAGCAAAUUAGCAGUGGGGGAACAGCUCAGGUGAGAGCUUUGUCAAAUAUGGGGAAUUUGGUGAUACAGAGUGGUGGUGCACAGAAGAAUUGGAAGGCAACAAAUAAGAUAAUUCAGGUGCAACAACCCAAUUCCCCGAUUGUGUCGCAAACACAGCAAAUAACCCCGGUGGGGAAUCAAAUAAAGAUGCUGCAGAAUGUCACGACGGUGCCGUCAUUUAAUAUCAUUCAAGGGGGUACGAUUAAGUAUGUGAAUGCACAGGGGAAUGUUACGCAACCCCCAGCAACGAAGCUACGAACAAAUUCCACCUCAAGUAUGGUGGGGCAUCAACUAACGCCCGUGUCGACGGCCGCAUUCAUCAACAAUGCAACAACGGAUGUGGCAGCAACAAUUACCGCCGCCCCCAUGGAGGUGUCAAGCAAUACAACAGUCGAUGAUAUGAUGUACAUGAAUGGGAUGUCAAUGGAUGAGGAGAUUUCCGCACGAAUACUCCAAAGUCUCUCCCAGAAGGCUGUAAUAAAUAACAAUCGCUACGUACAGCAGCAAAAGUACUUAAUUUCAUCAACACCGAAUACAGUUCAAACGUCAAUGGAACCCGUGCAAAUACAACAAUACCCCGUGCCACAGUAUCAAGGAAGUGCCGAUGUGAAGCACGGUCCGGAGUAUUUCCGGGUAAAUACGUCGGAUUUGCAAACAACAACAACAACAUUCAUUGAUAAUAUACCCCUUGUGGCGACAAAUGAGGAAUACUAUCAGAGAGAUCAGAACUACGAUCAAGAUGACUACACAGAUGGCGAGGAGCAGAUUACAGCGAAAGACACAAAGUUUAUAAUGCAACAUCCAGCUCUGCAGGAUCAUACGUACGCUGCACCAAUGCCAGAAGGGAUGACAACGCAAGAGGCACCUCAGGAGAAUUUUCAGCAAACAAGUGUGGCAAAUGCAACGGAUACAAGUCUUGCUCACAUCCUCAUGGGAUAUUCAUGCAAUCAACAAAAACAAGAUGAUGACAACAAUUCGGUGAUAAGCAAUGAUUCGAGAAAUGGAAAGAAUCCCCUUGAUAAUGAUUUAGGGGAAGAAACGGAGACAGCACCUGAAGGGGAAGGUGAAGAUGAUUCUGUAACAAGAUGUAUUUGUGAUUUAACUCAUGACGAUGGAUAUAUGAUCUGCUGCGAUAAAUGCAGUGCUUGGCAACAUGUGGACUGCAUGGGUAUCGAUAGGCAAAACAUUCCGGAUGAGUACAAUUGCGAAAUGUGUCAACCACGUCCUGUGGAUAAAGCACGUGCGCGGAAUUUGCAAUUGAUUAAGCGCAAAGAGCAGCAAGCAUUGAUGAUGCUCAAUACAUUGCCACAGCAGACAAUCCCCCUCGAUGGGGGGGUGCACUUGAUUAGUAGCCCCGUAAUGGAGGCACAGCGCGGUGUGGGUGGGGUACCGUUGAAUAGCCUUUCGCCGGGAUCGACGAAGAAGCAGCGGAGUGUCCGGAAGAAGGGUGAGAGCUUUGUGGCGGCUAAACGGCAAAAGCGUGAAAGUAGUGGUGGGGGACGGGCAAAUGGGAAGAGGAAGGAAACGAAGAAGGUGACAAAGAGAAAGGGGAAGCAGCAGCAGAUGCAAAAUGUUGAAAAUGGUGGUGGUGGUGGUUUGGGGGAGAAGACGGUGAUGAAUUUACGAGCAUGGAUUGAGAAUUAUGAGCAAGCUGUAACGAAUCACUACUCCCCGGAAUUGAGGGCACGUCUACAGGCGCUGGGGAAGCAGCAGAGUCAUCAGCAGUUGAAUAGUCAGCAAUAUAAUUUACGGAAUGUUGGGAAUUUGGAUGGGAAGUGUGGAACAGUGCCACAUGCAGGUGGAAAAAUAUUGAUAAGUAGUCAUGAGAUGACACCAAAUACACCAAUUGUGGAGAUUCGGGGGAAGUAUAUGCUUUCGGGGCAGUACAAACAGCAAUUGAUAACAUCGAGCAAUAGUACGAGGAAUUAUGGGUUAAAUAGGAAUCCGGGGCCAUUUAUUUUCUUCUAUCGCCUACCCAAUGAUGGCCCAGAGAUAUGCGUUGAUACACGCACGUAUGGGAAUGAGGCGAGAUUUGUAAGGAGAUCCUGUAGACCAAAUGCAGAAGUUGUGCAUUUUAUUGAGAAGGGAACAAUUCAUUUGUACAUUGUUUCCAUGUUGAAUAUCAAGGAGAGUACGGAGAUAACAAUAAGGCAUGAACCACAUGAUCUCAUUGGGGUCACACAGGGGAGUGUUUUGGCGCCAACAUCAACGGUUUGUGCGUGUGGUUUGACAAAAGAUUGUCUCUUCCCCAAUUCCGGGGCACCACCACUACCCCAACCUGCUGGAGGAGGAAGUGGUGGCAGUACAAAGCCAUCCGGGAAGCGUGUCAAUGGCACGUAUCAUGGAAAGAAUUCAAAGGAAGGUGGAUACAAACGGAGUAAAGCUCUUAGUCGCAAUCGUUCAACUUCAUCGUCUGGGGAGAGCAAUGUUGGGGGACUUUUAUCCCCAAAUGGACAAGUUUUCGUACCCAAUCAAUUGUCAACAACAGCCCUUGCUCCUCCGAGUAUUCAACCACAGCUGUUGGAAGCAGCUGCUGCUGCAUUGUCAUCCCCACAAGCAAGUUUACCGCCAACAGUGACACAAAUGUUGAAUCAAUACCCUCCAUCACCAACGAGGAAUCAUCUAAAUAUCUCAGCAGCUUCCUCGGCAACAACGAUGAGUAUCCCCGAGACUCCGACACUUUUAUCACCCAAUUUGGAGCAGGUGGCAUCCCCAAAAGAACCCAUAAAUGUUGCCAUGUUAUCCCCAAUACUUCCCCCACAAGUUACACCCGAAUCUCCCGUGAAGAUUCCAAAGCCCCCAGAGCUACAGCAACCGGAGAAUCCACAGCAAACUAACGCGCAACCGCCGCCGCUGCAACAACCUGCAAAUCCUCCACCAGCAACAACGACAAAUCCCCCAAAAGUUCCAACAAAGAGGGUACAGAAGCAAAAAUCAGCCCCAACAACGCCACUAAUUCAGGAGGAAUGUGAAAAGAAAUCCCCAAUAAAGGUUGCAGAGCAAGAAAAGCAAUUGGAACAGGGGGCAAAGGAAGCGCCGGAGCAGAGAAAAUUAACGAGAGAAGAGAGAAAAAUGGAAGCAAUCCUCAAGGCGUUUGAGAAGAUGGAGAAAACAUCGCAGAGGAAGCAAGAGUUGAAGCAACAGAAGACAAGUGAUAGAGCAAGCACAAGUGGGGCAUCAAGUUCAGUGUCUCGGAGGAGGAAUAGUUUCUCCCCAUUUGGUGGGGGUGUUGCACAGAAGAUGGGGAAGGAUGAGGAUGACAGGAAAGUAUUGAAUAAUCAUCAGGGGAAGAAGAAGAAGCGCAAAGGGAGUAAAUCGUAUCAGCAAACGAAUACGCAGCGGAAGAGACGUCGUAGUCGGGUUAAUUCAAAUGAUUCAGAUAAUGCAACUUCGGAGGAAUCUGGGGCGAUGCUUUCACCACCACUUCCGGGGCAUUCGCUCUAUCGGCACAGUGAACCAGUUAAGGUGCAACCGGGUGAGGAUAAUGUAGCUGGAAUGCUGUUGGCGCUGGCAAAGCCACCAGGUGAGAGUAAGAUGGAACCAUUGCAUAUUGCAGCUGAUGGGACGGAUGUUUCAGCAACGGGGCCAUUCCAUGGGAGCCCAUUGAGUAGUGUUUGUAUGCUUGUGGAGGCAGCUGUGGCACCGCUUGAGAAUCAAUGUGCUGAGAAUGAUUUUAAGCUGCCCCCAAAGACAAAGACGAAGAAGACAAUAAUGAAUGAAUGGCUAAAUCAAGCUGAUGCAGGAAUUUAUCCGGGAAGUGAAGCAUUUGGGGCACCAGCAUCGAAGAAUUUGGAGACUCUCGUCCAAGCGGCUGUCUCAAUACACGCCCCACAGCACUACAGAGGUGUAGCCAUGCAGGAGGAGCCACAAAAUUUGAGUAUGAUGGCAAAGAAGGUGGAGGAAUUUAUUACGUUGAAUGAUACAAAAGCCCCGCAGGAACAGAGCUUUGGCACGUCAGAGGAUGAGGAGGUUUUGCAGCAGCAGAGGACACAGCAACAGACGGAAGGAACGGCUGUCCUUCAGAUCCCUCCGCCACUUCCAACACCACCAAUGGCUGGUGGGAGUGAGAGUGCAGUGAAGAAGCGUUGGCUGCGGCAGGCAAUCUCCGAGGAGUGCCUCGAUGAGAUGGUUCCAUCGCCACCAAAUGGCUUUAUGACGCCACUGAAGAAGAGACGCUUCACAAGGCAAUAUUCCGAUCAUCCCGAAGAUCUUUCCCCCACACAAACGGGCUUCUUUGCAAUGACACCACAGAGUGAGGAUUCAACGAAGAUUGAAUUCCCCGAAACACCGGAAACGACAGAAACAACAGAAACCCCAGAAAUUGUGGGAACAACUGAAACGGUUGAAAUAAAGACGGAAGAAGAAGUCAAAACUGAAGAGAAUCCCGAAGAAGCAGCAUUUGAAAUUAAAUCAGAAGCCCAGGAAAUGCCCAAGAAUGAGAUUGAAGUAAAGGAAAAUGUCGAAGAAGUCAUUAAAGUCGAAGAGGAGGAGAAGAAACCAAUUGAAGAAGGAAUUAAAGAAGAAAUAAUUGACAAAGCGCCUCAUUCUUCAGGGGAAAUUGAAUCAGAAGUCUUUGACAUUGAACCAUUAAAUGCAUCAAAAGACAUGAAGGAAGACGAUGGGAAUCUUGCUGACAUUGAAGAUGUCAAUAAUGAUGAAAUUGCUGAUCUUCAGAAGAAAAUUCAUUCAUUUCAUGCGGAAAAUAUUCAAAUACUCAAAUCACGGAAUCGCAAAGCAAAACAACGGGCAGCUUCGGAAGAGAAAUGCGAGAGGAAGCUCCUGAAAGUACGAAAGAAGCGUCUGAGUUCCGAUACAGAUGAGCAUGCAAUGAAGACAAAAGUGAAGAAGAUUAAAUCAAGAUCAGCAUCAAGAUCGCCAAAAUAUGAAGCGAAAGAUGAUGCAAAAGAAGCUGAAGCAGUUGCACAGCCAUCAGUACCAUCCAUUGAACUUCCCCCGAGCUUCAAUUCAAGCAUUCCACCACCAACAACAGUUCCAACGUACUCCUCCUACUUGCUGAAUAAUGCAACAAAUCUCAUGACAAAUGUCCCCCCGCCAAAUACCUUCACAAUGCCAUCGAUGUUCAAUGCAAAUUACCCUCCACCACAAAUGGAUGACUUCCAUCGGGGACCAGGGAUGGAAAUGCGUCUUGCAGCGACGAAUGUUCCACCCCCACCACCGCCACAAUUGUCAGACUAUCUCGAUAAAUCAACAACAUUCCGGGAUAUCUUUGCAACGGCCACAAAUCUCCCUCAAGGCGGUGCACCUCCAGUUGCCACGAGAUCACCGUAUUUUGCAACCCUCAAUACGGUUCCCCCGCAACCGGUACCCCCACCAGCUGUACCACCCGUUGCCCCCACAGGAUUCCUCCCGAAGGCAACAUUCACAACACUUGAUCCCAUUCCGGCGGGACCAACACCAGUGGCGGCAGUGCCAACACCGAGAAUUUAUCAAAGGACAGCAAGUGCUGAUCCACGACUCAAUCCAAAUAUCAGUGUACCAGAACCACCACCAGCUCCAAAGAGAAAGCUCUCAAUAACGGAGUAUAGAAAGCGAAAGCAACAAUCGACAGAUUCAUCAACAGCCAAUGACUCAAAAUCCCCACCCGAUACGGCAGAUCAAAAGGAUCUCGAUGGUGAUUUUGGGAUUACAAAGAAUCCCGAUGGGCUGUCGGAUUGCAAAGAUGACAGCAGUAGCAGUGCGAGUGCUACGAAAACUCCAUCAACUCCUGAAGAAAAUGUUCCAUUUAGUCCAACACCAACACUUCUUGAGCUUCAGCAGGAGUCCCUGUCGGAGCGACUGAAGAACUAUAAAAGCCUUCAGGAGCUCUCUGGUGGUCCUUCUGCAAGGGAAUCAUUCAGCAAUCAGGAUGGUUUAGAAGAGAAUCCCAGUGUUUCCAGUACAACGUGUGAUGCCGUAAUCUCAUCCACAGUUGUUGCCACAACAGCAACAACAGACCCAGGUGAGGAGAAGGUGUGUGAGGAUGCUCAAGAAGAAAUAACGACAACAAGUGAAAUUGGGGUGUGUGAUGUGAAAGUUCCCGAAGAGAAUCCCUAAAAAAUAAAAUAAGGAUUCUCUUCUUUUUGUUCCUUCCAUUGAACCCUAUUGGAAUAGUACAAACAAUUCAUGAAGAAAAAUGCGCAUACAAAACAAGGUGAGAAAUCUUACAGAUUUGUAUGAUUUUUUUUAAUAGUGCCAUAGGCCCAACAAAUCAAUGUAAUUGCCCAGAGAUAAACAAACAAACAAACAAAAAAAGGAUAUAAAAGAAAGGAAAGAAAUUCAAUACAUGACAUGCUUUUAAGGCAAGCGUUUAUUUUAUUUUUUUGUGUAAUUUUUUUAUUUAACCAGAACUUUUGAAUAAAUAAAAAAAAGAAAAUCUUCAAGGAAGAUUAAUUAAUAAAUUAACUCAUUUUGAGGAGCAAAGUAUAAAUGAAUUAAAAUGAAAAUAAAGAGAAUGUACAGAGGAAAAUAUUUUGAAUGAUUUUGGGAAGAAAGCCUAAAGGGAGAUUGAAAAAAAUUAUUUUAAUGUACAGAUUUUAUUUAAAUAAUUAAGAAUGAAAUAGUGUUGUAUAUAAAGGUAUUUUUAAUAAUUAAUACAUAUUUCUUUUUUUUUAUUCUUCCCAGUUAAAUAGAAAUAUUUUUUGCUACAUUAUAUACGUAG
Messenger RNA from Lutzomyia longipalpis, 8552 nucleotides. RefSeq lists its product as uncharacterized. The record is from RefSeq and is a predicted model, not a curated record. Gene Ontology annotation, molecular function: protein binding. The transcript has 8 exons. Bases 701 to 7948 code for a protein of 2415 amino acids. Lineage: Eukaryota; Metazoa; Arthropoda; Insecta; Diptera; Psychodidae.